This is a messenger RNA of Rhododendron vialii, 1854 nucleotides long. Its product is annotated as thioredoxin-like fold domain-containing protein MRL7, chloroplastic. The record is from RefSeq and is a predicted model, not a curated record. Bases 314 to 1396 code for a protein of 360 amino acids. The transcript has 6 exons. Gene Ontology annotation, biological process: regulation of DNA-templated transcription; chloroplast organization. Lineage: Eukaryota; Viridiplantae; Streptophyta; Magnoliopsida; Ericales; Ericaceae. Gene Ontology annotation, cellular component: chloroplast stroma.
AAAUAAUACUCCAGUGAGGGACGCUUUGCACGUCGUCUAAUCCAAAAGAAGGUGAAGUAAGGCUCUGUUUGGAGGAAAUUUUGGCAAGAAGGAAGAAGAGAACUAGACGCACGAACCAGCCAUAGCAGUGUGCGAUACAGAACCAGACGCACGAGCCACAGCAAAACGUUACUCGCAGCCUACUGCACACAUUCUCUCUCUGUCAGCGAUUCUAUGUUUGAACUGAUUUCUCUGCACCAAGAAGUUUCGGGACUUCCAGCUUCUCCUUCGCUCUGAACUGUAGAAAGAUAAUGCUAUUUUAAGAGUGUGAUCAAUGGCAAAUAUCUUGCUUUCUGUUGUAAAUCCCAACCUUGAUUUUCACCUUUUCUCUCCAUUCAUUCCCCACAAUCGAGCCCUUCACCCUUACCGGAACCAUAACCCUUGUUCACGUCUGGAAUUUCAUUUAUCCUCGCAUGUGAGCACCAAUCACUGUGUAAGACCUCUAUCUUGCAUUGCCAGUUCAAAGAAAUCCGAAUCCGAAUCUAACUCUGAUCCUAGCCCCGACCCUAAAUCGCAACGUAAAACAAGAACUCAGCGUCAGAAACCCAAAGUUCCCCAAAAGGAUGAAGAAAGAAUUUUCCCAACUAUGACCCCAAAAAAGUCCCGGCGUGGUCGCAAAAGUGAAGCGGCUGCAGUUGAGGAUUUCGUACGCGGUACGCUUGAACGAACAUUUGCAUCAAUCAGGGAGCAGAAUCCAGGAGUUUUGGAGAACAAGGAGAAUAUUUUCAAGGAAAGAGUUGAUGCGGUGAAUGAUUCUGAUGGAAGUAGUAGUGACGAUGAUGAUGAUGACGGCGAUGGUGAUGUGGGUGAAAGUGGCAACGGAAGAAAGAAGAAGAUGGUGGUUGAGGAGGAGAGUCAGGAUUGGCCACUGGAUGCUGAUGUAGGGUGGGGAAUUAGAGCAUCAGACUACUUUAAGCAGUACCCAAUUGAGAAUGUUGUUGGGGAAGAUGGUGUUGUGAUUGAUUGGGAGGGGGAGAUGGACGAUAAUUGGGUGAAGGAGAUAAAUUGUCUGGAGUGGGAGAGCUUUGCCUUCCACCCAAGCCCAUUGAUUGUUCUUGUUUUCGAAAGAUAUAAAAGGGCAACUGAUAAUUGGAAGGUUUUGAAGGAGCUCGAGAAAGCAGUCAAGGUUUAUUUGGGUGCCAAAGACCGAUUGCCUCCUCGGACUGUUAAGAUAGAUAUCAACAUUGAGAGGGAUUUGGCCUAUGCACUUAAAGUUAGAGAGUGUCCACAAAUUUUGUUUUUGUGGGGCAACAAGAUCCUUUACAGGGAAAAAGAGAUUCGAACAGCAGAUGAGUUGGUUCACAUGAUUGCACAUUUUUACUACAAAGCAAAAAAGCCAUCAUGGAUUAGUGGGUGAAGCUUCAUCACCACCAUAGUUUUUCAAACCUAGAUCCUUUAAAUGCAGGUGAGAGGUAUAGGUGGUGAACUAGAAGACCUUGAACACAUGUUUGAAGCAGUUGAUCUGUGACAUGGUUACAUUUCCCGUUGUCGUUUACGGCAACCCUUUAAAUUAGCCAUUGCAGAAAAUCGGGAACCAGCGUUGAAGAGGUCAGUACCAGUUCUUGCAAGUGAUGUUUGCGUGCUGCUUGCGUUUCAGAUGACAAGGAAGGUGUCACGAAGGGUAUGUCAUGGACAAUCAAACCAGAUUGGGGAAAAUAACUCAAUAGUUAGUUCCUUCUCUUUUUUGUAGUACUUUAUGAUCGCAUGUAUUUAGAGAUCUGUAUAAUUUAUCCGAUUGUUUUCUAUACCCUUCUCGCUCGGAUGGUAGCGAUUCUGGUUCUGUACCAAGUGGGGAUUCAGCUUGCUUUCUUGUUA